GAAACAACAACUCCCCGUGGUUCAGCACGGAGCUAUUUAAAAAGCUUAGGGCUGUUUUUAACUAGAACACUUUUAACGGAGUUUAGCUAGAACACAAGGGAUAUUUUAUAUAUUUUUGGUAUUGUGUCAAUUUAGCGUCGUCACCUACAGCGAAAGACUCACUUUUAAGGUUAGCUACAAAGUCAAAAACAGCUAACUGGCCGGUAAAGUCCGUUAUCCGACAGACAGCAUGUAAAGAGACUUCAUUCACGACAUUUAAACAGUAUUGAGCUUUAAACAGCGGACUUUUUAACUUCUUCUGUAGCUGUUGAACUUUGGUGACGGUGACCGGGAUGUUUCCCCUCGACUCGCCCUGGAACAUCUCGUUCGCAGGUUGUGGCUUCCUCGGCAUCUACCACGUCGGCGUGGCCAGCUGCCUGCUGGAACAGGCUCCUUUUCUGGUGCAGAACGCCCGGCACGUCUAUGGAGCGUCUGCUGGAGCUCUCACUGCCACUGCUCUGGUCACCGGAGUGUGUCUUGGAGAGGCUGGGGCAAGCAUCAUCGAUGUUGCCAAAGAGGCGAGGAAGCGAUUCCUCGGACCCAUGCAUCCUUCCUUUAAUCUGGUGAAGAUUGUGCGUCACAUGCUGCGGCGGACCCUGCCAGCCGAUUGCCACCAUCGGGCCAGUGGUCGUUUGGGUAUCUCUCUUACCAGAGUGACUGAUGGAGAAAAUGUCCUGGUGUCACACUUCAACAACAAGGAGGAGCUGGUGCAGGCAUGUGUCUGCAGUGCCUACAUCCCAGUGUAUUGUGGCCUCAUUCCUCCCACACUGCAAGGAGUGCGAUAUGUUGAUGGAGGAAUCUCCGACAACCUGCCUCAGUACGAGCUGAAAAACACCAUCACCGUGUCUCCGUUCUCUGGGGAGAGCGACAUCUGCCCACGAGACACCUCCACCAACAUACACGAGCUGCGGUUCACGAACACGAGCAUCCAGUUCACCCUCACCAACCUCUACAGAGUCUCCAGGGCACUUUUCCCUCCAGACCCAAUGGUUAUGAAGGCCAUGUGUAAGCAGGGAUAUAAAGAUGCUCUGCAUUUUUUGAAGAAAAAUGAAUUGCUUAAUUUCAACGGACCUCUCAGGGACAGACCCCUGUUAGCCAGUGGCGCAGAAAGUCAGGAUUAUAACGGUUGUGAAGAAGACAGUAGAGGCGAUGAAGAUGAGGCAAAGCCACAUGUGGAGGAGGGAGCAGUAAUUGUUCAUGGCCUCUCCUCAAUAGAGGAGCAUUUCAUGGAACACCUUCCACCAACCCUGCACAGAGCUCUGGUUGAGGCCUGCAUGGAGAGGAGGAGCCUGGUGCAGUCACUGAGCAACAUGCUGCCUGUCAGGAUGGCCUCGGCCCUGAUGCUCCCCUACACUCUCCCUCUGGAGUCUGCCAUGUCCAUGACUCUCAGACUUCUGGAGUGGCUGCCAGAUGUACAAGAGGAUGUUGGUUGGAUUCGAGAGCAGAUAUUAAAAGUCCUACAGCAUGUUCUUCGCCAGGCCUCCAAAAGCAUUUCCCAGCAUGUAUCUGCCAGGUUUUCCUGUCAGCUGGAAUUACACCACUACCGGUCCCUCCCAUCCCAGAUCAGCUCCACCAGCCUGUUCCCUACCUGGGUGAACGAGAGCAGUUCUUCAGUCCUGGACGUCUUCACACGUCUUGACCAGUACAAGAGGCAGCUGUUGUCUGGAGUGCUGUGCAUCAACAUGGACCUGCAGGGCUCCUUCAAAACAAAACCGAUGUCACCAGAUAAGAGCCCUCCAUCAAACCUCUACCAAGAAGGCCUCACAAUGCACAGAGGCUGUCUCGAUAUUGCUCCUGUUUCCGACUCAACCAUCAGCAGCUCUUAAGGGCUUCUGACAGGUUUCUGAUGCAGCUGUGUCAGCACUAAACUGAUUUAUAGAUCAAGGAACAUUUGAAAAUAAUUUAAUAAGAGUUUUACAUCUGUUUACAUCCUUACAUUUAGGUAUUUUAAAGCUGCCAGGGAAACUUGUAUAAUCUAAUCAACCUCUUUGCAUAGGGGUUGGAAAUGAUAAUAAUUUACUACUAGUUUACUAUAUUUACACUUAGCGUGUAUUAAAUAUUUCUGACUAAUGCCUGAAACUGAAGUAAAUCUUCAGCAACAGAACAAUGGGGUGAGUCCUUGCACACAAUAUGUCUUUAGGUCUACAGAGGAGCAUUUAAACGUGUGCUCACACAGUCAUGUACAAACUUGAAUUACAGGACGUUACAUACAAAAAUGCGCACUUGAAGUGGCGCGGUUAAAAUAGGCGAGUGUUUAUGUUUUUAGUGGAAUGAAGUCAGACCAGUAGUUAACCACAGUGUUCCUGCUGUAUCCGGCUGGGAGCUCCAACUUACUUCUGGUGGAGGAUGCUGACUUGAGGAAGGGGAAACUGUGGAUGUCAGAGGUAGUUACUCCAUUUAUCUGAUGCAAGUGUCAAUGCAGUAUUGUGAAAAAAAACAUUGUCUUUAUGUUUCUAGGUUUAUAUGAAUGUUAAUGUCUUUACGGUUAUUUAUAUGAAAAACCUAAAAACUGCUUUGCCUUUUCUCUCAUUCCUGAUUUACGUGAGUUUCAACUCAUUUAGAUGUGAUUUUAUAUCUACAUUGUAUUUAAUUUUUGCCUAAAAAUCAGUGAACAGUAACUUAGAUUCCAAAUUUUAACAGUCAAUCAAAAAUGUGAUUUUAUUUUUAGUCAUGAAAUAAUCAGUUUGAUCUGAAUUGCACUUUGUCUUCUAAUGUCACUGUACAGUUUGACGUAAGUUGAGUUUGUUUUUGUCCUUUUUAAAUACUUCUCUUGCACUCUGUACUAAGAAACUGCAUGUUUGAGCCCCAAGUUGUGCCUUAAUGUUCAAUGAAAUAACUACCGAGUGAAUGUAACAUAUAGUCAAAGUGUUGCCGGGAGUAAUAUUUAUGUGAUUAUUAAAUAAACUGGAAUUGUUUGACAUUCA
Acanthopagrus latus (yellowfin seabream) is the source of this 2963-nucleotide messenger RNA. It is a transcript of the gene pnpla2, whose product is annotated as patatin-like phospholipase domain containing 2. Bases 333 to 1865 code for a protein of 510 amino acids. Gene Ontology annotation, molecular function: triacylglycerol lipase activity. Gene Ontology annotation, cellular component: membrane; lipid droplet; cytoplasm. Gene Ontology annotation, biological process: positive regulation of triglyceride catabolic process; triglyceride catabolic process; lipid homeostasis. Lineage: Eukaryota; Metazoa; Chordata; Actinopteri; Spariformes; Sparidae. The transcript has 9 exons. The record is from RefSeq and is a predicted model, not a curated record.